GAAAGUACGCGUGUUAAUCCAAAUUAAUGACCAUGUUGUAAAUAUUGACAUACAAGAAGAAUCAAAGUAUGGCAUUAAAAAUUGAUGUAAAUAAAGGUCCCCUCACCUUGACACAUGAUCCGAGACCACGUGAUUUGAAAACCACCAAUAAUACCUCGGAAGAUAACCCCUUGUAUCAGGACUUCCGGUUCAAAGGUUAUCCAUCCGAGAGUUUUUUCAACCCCCACAAUCCACAAUAUAAGAGAAAUUCAGCUGCUAUGAAUGGAUCUGACGUAAACAGAUAUUUUGGAAAAUCACAGCAUUUUGAUUCAGCAAGAAAGACAGAGCCGGUCGCACCAAAACCUCAAGCCUCUGAAAUCGUUACCUACCACCCGGGUGAUGCAAGACCAAAAUUAGACGAGGGUCACAGAAGUCUACAGUACGGGUCAGGUGACCCACGAAUUGAAGAAUCCCAGCAGGUGCGUCCUGGGCCAAUGAGAGGAUUAGGCUUUGACAACAGAGACGAGAACGAACGGGAGAGAUUACGAAGAGAAAUGAUUGAUACCGAGCAGGAUCGACAGAGAAUCAAAUAUCAGGAACAGAUUAGAAUGAGGGAUAGAGAAGAUGAAAGGAAAAGGCAAUUCGACGAGAUCCGGGAACAAAAACGACAGGAUAUGGAAAUGUUAAAAAAUUACAAUCCGUGGGGUCGGCCAGGGGGAGGAGCGCCUAUGGCCGACGCCCGAAAGCAGAAAUUUACCGAACACCAACUUGAACCUCCAGAGAAACAUGUAUAUAAAGAUAAAUGGAGUGAUCAGAGCGAUGAUGCCAACAAUCACAACAAAUUCUUAGAAAACUGGCAACUAUUCGCUUAUGACGACAAUCCAUUGCAUCUCCGAGUUCAUCCCGGUAAAGCCACUGUGAUGCAUGAAUUGGUUCAUAAAUUUCAGGACAGACCUGGAUAUGAUCCAUCGGGACCAAGAGAUCGCACAAGGCUCGAACAAAUGAAACGAGACCCAGCGGCCGAUGCGUCUCCAAAGAAUAAUUCUCCCUCCGCACCGAGAAACGGUCAAAAUGAGCAGGGAGGGAUGGCUCCAACUCCCCCAACAGGCAUUACUGGAUCUAUAGUUGAUCGUCUCGGAACCCCUGGGGGAGGUGCUCCUCUGAGAACGGAUUCCGGAAAUCACGUGAAAACUCAUAUGAACUCUGAUAAACUAAUCCGCUUUCAGGAUCAAAGCAGACCGGAAGUAGAAAAUGUCUUGCGAUAUGAAAGGGAUCCGCAAGCAAAACAGGAAUACGCCAUGGAUCUGAAGCUCCAACAAAAGCAGGACAUGCUUCAUAACCAGGAGGAGAAAUUACAGCAUCUCAAAGAGGAACUAGAUCACUGUGCUACUUUUCCGUAUGGAAAACCUGGAGGUGGUGCUCCUAAUUUGUCAAAGUCUGGAAAUCACUUGCGAUUGAAAAGGAAAAUUUAUAAUACUCUGGACACGGUUGAACUUAUGAAAGUUCAGGCUAGAGAUUCCUUCCAGGAGAGAAGACAGUUUGAUGACUUUGAUCCUUGGGGAAAAGGAACUGGGAACCCCCUUAGAAAUUCUGACGGAUAUCUGAUAAACAUCAGAAAAUCCUUCAGGAGGAAAAAGAAUGGAUACAGCGAUUCCUAUGAAAGAGGAGGUAAUCCCCGCACAGCCCCCGAAACAAAUCGUAGUGCUACCAAUCCGUUUGAAGAGUAUGACAAUCUUGGCAGAAUUGGAAAACCCAAAAAGCCAAACAUGGAGCUACAUCCUAUCUAUCAUCCUUUCGGAAGAUCCGGGGGAGGGGCACCAGUUAAGGAUUACAGUGGGAAAAUCAGCACAGUAUUACACGGCCACUCAGAUCGACAUUAUCUGCAUAACAACCUCUCUGAUUACGAGAGAAGACAGAAUGCAAUCAAAGCCAAAAUCUACUAUGCAGAAUUAGGUCAACAGAUGGAGAACCAGCAAUACAAGAAGAAAAUGGAAAUGGAGGAAAAAAGAAAGCCGCAUGGUGAAUUGGCAGUUAUUAUUGAUGAUAAAUUAACUGGUAAACCCAGAAGGGACCCCAUAACUGGGGCCUUGCAAAAUCAUCACCUGGGCAAUUCUGAUGUGUCCCUGCAGAAAAUGGGAAGCCAGCCAAGAAAUAUCUCAGAACAGAGGCAGUACCAUAAUUUCUUGGAUAAUAUGACAGAGGAAAGAUACCGCAGAAAUGCUCUGGGUAAAAUGAAGGAUUAUCAGGAAGGGCAGAGGCAUUAUGACACCAUGGACAGCCUCUGGGGUAGACCUGGGGGUGGGGCACCAAAAGGGUACACCAUGAGGAAGAUGAAUCUGGACGAGAUCAUCCACCACCCCACUAAAGAUAAAGCCACCGAGGAAUAUGUCAGGAAACACGAUUGGUCAGAAGUUGAACCAAAUAAGUUCUUUUCAAAAGAUGACGAUGAGUAUAUAUCGGCAAGAUCCCCCCGACAGAACCCCAUGCUCUCGGCCAGAGAUAUUCAGGAGGGACGUUUAUCCCCGGGUGCCAGGCCUAAGAAAUUUAUAAAGAGUACCGUCACAAGUAGUCAUGCCAAUAUGUUCGAUUAUCGAGAGGAUUAUCCUCAGAAAGAUUACAAGGUUGGUGCACCGUAUGCGACAGGGAUCGAGGGAUAACGGAAGUGACGAUUAGGAAGAACUCUGCAGAGGGAAAUUUCAAACUUUAAUAGGGAAUUUUAAUAAUGAAACGAUAUUAACUUUUACACAGGAACAGUGUAGAUCUGAUAUACUUAAAGCUCAACUCUGUGUGUAGAAAUAUUCCUACAGAAAGUCAUUAUUCCAAUGUUUUAUUCAUGAACCUGCAAAGAUUAGUAUGCAAUGCACUUUUACUACAUAUGUAUAUAGAUCUAAUAUAUAUUUUAGAAAGUUUAAAUUUUACUGACAAAAAGGCAUCUUCCUUAUUGACGUUUGAUGUGAAGGUUUCGGUUUUUGGUUUAAGGAAGAUUAUCAUUAAAUUGAGACCUGUAUAUGUAUGGAAAUGUUUGGUGACAGGGGGGGCAUUUGGAAUACAGUAACAAUUAAUGCUAUAUUCUUAUUUUAGAUACAUAGAUGAAUAAUUAAUUGCUUGUAUAUACACAAUAAUUUAUAAAUUUCACAGUGGAGUGACUUGGGUUUUCCACCUCAUUAAAAACGGACGUCUUUGAUCCGCUCCAGAAAUUGAUAUGGUUUUUUAGAUCAAAGAUCUGAUUUUUAAUGAGAUUUGUCAUAUUGUACAUAUUUUUCUUAUUGAAUUAGGUAUUCUUUCACUUUUGAAUGCAAGAUUAAUUCACUGUUGUAUGUAGAAUGAGAGGUAUAUAUAUAAAAUUGGUAUGUUCCAAAGUACAUAUGUUAAAGUACGUGUAUAUAUAGUCUCUGUUACGAAUUUUUAUUAUAAUAUGAAAAUUUGUAAAAUCGGGGACUUUUGAUUGUAUAUUAUAUUCUGGGUUUUCAGUUCUAGUACAUUUUUGUGUGUCCUUUUUUUAUUGAGUUUUUAUCAAUUUUAAAGAGGCUCUAAUCAAGCGAAGCUGUGAUAAAAAGUUUUCUGUUUCAAUAUAAGCAUAGUUUUAUGUAUUUUAUAUUUGAAAGAAAACAAUGUUAGAUUUGUUUGAUUUUUUUUUUAAAGUUUGCAUUAUUUCAGAAUCAUUUAGCGUCGUUCUCCAUUUCAGAAAUUCAUUAAUAAAAAGGUAUUAAAGCUUUAGCGGUUGAAUGUCACUGAGAUUUAAAAAAAAUGUAAAUUGUAAAUUCCGUCUAUAACAUUGCAUGUUCUCCAAUAUCUAUUUUCCAAACAUUGUUUUCUUUGUUUGAACAUUUUUUUUUUCAUAUCAACGUUUAUGUAUUAUGUGCUUUACACGAUUUUAUACUGAACUUUUUUUUUUAUGUACAUGUAUAUCCGUCCAUUCAUAUAAUCAAAGAAAUUAUUUAUUAUAUCAUAGGUUUAUGUCUACAUUGUAUUAUUAAAGGAGGCAAUGGAGCACACUGUUUUCCUGUUAUGUGAACGCCCUAUUAAAUUAUCAAUGCAUCA
This is a messenger RNA of Saccostrea echinata, 4020 nucleotides long. RefSeq lists its product as uncharacterized. NCBI's taxonomy places the organism in Eukaryota, Metazoa, Mollusca, Bivalvia, Ostreida, Ostreidae. The record is from RefSeq and is a predicted model, not a curated record. The transcript has 28 exons. Bases 69 to 2636 code for a protein of 855 amino acids.